This is a messenger RNA of Talaromyces amestolkiae, 1950 nucleotides long. RefSeq lists its product as uncharacterized. Gene Ontology annotation, biological process: SRP-dependent cotranslational protein targeting to membrane. The record is from RefSeq and is a predicted model, not a curated record. The transcript has 4 exons. The coding region runs from base 1 to 1950 and encodes 649 amino acids. Gene Ontology annotation, cellular component: signal recognition particle, endoplasmic reticulum targeting. Lineage: Eukaryota; Fungi; Ascomycota; Eurotiomycetes; Eurotiales; Trichocomaceae. Gene Ontology annotation, molecular function: 7S RNA binding; ribosome binding; protein binding.
AUGGCCGCCACAGUCCAGUCCCUACGCACCCUCCUGCAGAGCUCCACAAUCGAAGACCACGAUGAAGUUCUCAAAGCCAGCAAUGAAGUCCUGAAAAAAUCCAAGACCGACGUCCAGGCUCAACAUUCCAAGGUUGUGGCAUUGAUCAAACUCGAUCGAUACGAGGACGCAUUGCGUGUGUUUGAAGAUGCUGGAGAUGCGUUAAAAGAGAAAGCAGCGGUGGAAUAUGCGUAUGCACUGUAUAAAUAUGGAAGGUUAAGGGAGGCCGCGGAGGUUGCUGCGAAAUCUGCUGGGGGACGUGGUGCGAAGCAUGUGGAGGCUCAAGCUAGCUACCGGGCCGAGAAUUUCGCCAACGCAGCGACGUUAUACGAAAGCUUGCUAGGAGAGGAGGAAGAACUAGGAAAUGAGUACAACGAUUUGCGCAUUAACACCUGGGCCAUCGACGCACAACGAUUAUGGCAAAGAGAAGGCGAUUUGACCCGAGCCAGAAAACCUACUCGAGAGGAUCUAGAGUCGUUCGAGACAUCCUACAAUGCGGCUUGUGCAAGUCUGGCGAGGGGCGAUCUCAAGCAGGGCGAGAUUUUGUUGAAGCGAGCAAAGGAACUAUGCAAGACAUCCGAGGAUCUGUCGCCUGAGGAGCAAGAGAGCGAACUGCUGCCCAUUACGAUCCAGCAACUUUACGCGCUUAUCAGCCAGGGCAAAGUAGAAGAGGCCGAAGAAAUUGCGAGUGAGAUUUCCCUCGAUAACAUUGCAGAAAAGUCGACCACGAGAAUUGCCCAGAAUAACAUCCUCAUCACACAGCAUCUGAACAUCAAUCCUUAUACACUCCACAAACAAUUCCACGAUGCUUCAGAGCCCGAAGGUAGCGAUACUUUUUUCAAGUUUCAGUUGGAUACUCUCGAAGCAAAUUCGCAUGCUCUGGACCUACGAGUCCAGAAAUAUGAUGGAGUUAUCCGGUCGACCACCAAGGCACUAGCACAGCGACCUUAUCCUUCCACCGAACCACAUGAUAAUCUCUUGUCGAUCUACAAUGCCGCAGCUCGAGUGCGCGGUGAAACCAACCAGAAGGCUAUUCAGGAUCUACGUUCAUUGCUCGACCGACGGCCCAAGGAUAUUGGCCUGGUUCUUACUAUCGUUCAAUUAUAUGCUGGGGUUGGCAACACUACAUCCGCCAUCAAUGUCCUGGAAAGCAGUCUAAGGGCACUCGAAGAAUCAAUCUCCGAAAGCGACCAAGCUGUGCGCUACAAUCCCGGAUUGGUCAGCGUGUUGAUUGCGCUAUACCAACGUGAAGGUCGCAAGUCUCAUAUCAAGACCGAGCUUGCCAAAGCAGCAUCCUUCUGGCGUCAACAGAGCAGUGAGCAACAACCGUCCUCACUUUUGCGGGCAGCGGCUGCUUCCCUCCUCCAUUCUUCAGMCCCUGCCGAUCUAGCCAUUUCUCAGGAACUAUUCAGCACUCUCCGACAAAAGAAUGCAGCAGACAAGUUUGCCCUCGCUGGUUAUGUCGCAUCAUACGCUACUAGUGAUAUACAGAAAGUCCAAAAAGAACUCAGCAUCCUGCCCAGAUCUCAAGAUCUAGUCUCGGAUAUUGACAUUGCGGCAUUGGAAAGUGCCGGCGUGCCUCAAUCACAGGCCAGUCUUGCAGCCAACGCGGCAGUCAUUGCAGGCGCCCGCAAGAGAGCGGCUACAAACUCUCAACAAAACGCCCGAGCUAAGAAACGGAUUCGCAAGUCGAGGCUGCCGAAGGAGUAUGACCCAAGCAAGAAGCCGGAUCCAGAGAGAUGGCUACCACUCCGUGAUCGGUCUUCGUACCGACCCAAGGGCCGGAAAGGUAAACAAAGAGCGGCGGACCGGACGCAGGGAGGUAUUGUAAAUGAAAAGGCUGAAGCAGAGAAACCGAAGGUAGCGACCCCGGGUACUACCUCAGCAAAGAAGAAGAAGGGCAAGCGAUGA